Corylus avellana is the source of this 1517-nucleotide messenger RNA. RefSeq lists its product as uncharacterized. NCBI's taxonomy places the organism in Eukaryota, Viridiplantae, Streptophyta, Magnoliopsida, Fagales, Betulaceae. The record is from RefSeq and is a predicted model, not a curated record.
CGUGACCUAUCUUCUAACCCUAAACACUAAGAGUUACAGAAGAAAAGAAAAAAACGUUGGCGGUUGAGCAUAAAUCCCCACCUAUCCUCUCUUGAUCGAUGCCCCUUGAUGAAAGCUGAGAGUGGGCAACGAGGGUAUCCAGAAAAUUUACACCGAGGUAAUUAGGUGGAUUUUUUUGGGAGGUGAGGGGGGCAUUUGACCCCUCUCAACCCCCUCCCUCCGCCCCUGAUUGAAUGCCCGAGAGAACUGUUGCUUUUUAAUAUAAUCACGAAGAGAGAGUUUGUAUGGGUUCAGAAGUUGAAACACUCGAGGAGAGGUUAACGUCUAUGCUUGGUCAGCUUCAAACAGAGUGCGGCAUUCUUGAAAGAAUGGUGUACAAGAACAAGAACCAGCAUCGACGUUGCUCGUAUUUCCAGUAUCUUAUGAAGGUGAGGAGGGAUUUAAGGCUGCUGCAAUCAGCUAAGUUGGAGGAGUUAGUAGAUUCUUGCUUUUUAAUUAUCACUGGGAAGAGACCUAAGCAAAAGGUGCAUCUUUUAGAAAGUUUAAAGAGGAGAAAAUGUGAUGGUGGAAAACAUAAUUUUAUGGAGCGACUUUUGGGAUCUGCGCGCCUACUAUCACAGAUGGUUGGGCCCAUGUUGAUGGCAGCUACUGAGAUAUCUAUCUUGCUUGCUCGAUCCUUUUUCAUGGGAUUUUCUCUGACAAUUUUGGGUCUGCUUGCACGCCUUCGAGUUUUGGUUCAACAGAUAUUACUUGAUGUUGUUUCAGUAUUCAACAUGGUUUCUUCUCUCUCCCAGAAGAAGCAAUAUAUAAAGAUAAACCAAGAAGGAAUUGAGGUCUUCAGGGAGUUUUAUCCAACCAAUGAGGACUUUGUAACCCUAGAUUGUGUGUGGAAAUCAGAUAAGUUUGUGUUACUUGAGAGGAUGCAUAACAGCAAGACUGGAAGUCAAGAUGAGGAUCUUAAAGAAGAUUCUUCUUUAGGAGCAUUGGCCGUAAAGUAUCAAAGUAUUGAGUCUUUUCUUGGAGAUGAUGAACUUGUUCCCGAGAGGGUGGAUGCAGACCAAAUGGCUGAAAAAGGUCCAUCUCACAUCCAGGAGGACAGGACUGAUUUGCUGGCAGACCCUUCCAUGGAGAGUGGCAAUGGUUGUGCAGAAGUAGGAGAUGGUUCAGUCGUUGCAACAAUUCAUAGCAAGAAACUCCUGCAGGAAGGUGGUUUGCUUGAAGACAUAAAGUUGUCUCCAAGUUCAAAUUCUUUUAAACCCAAGUCUGGAUCAAGAAAAGUAGCUUUUGUCUCCGUGAAAAAUCCUCCACUAUCAACCACAAACGUCAUGGCCAGCUUCAAGGAAAAUGAAACCAAUGGUGGUGACAAGGAAGAUCCAUUUUUCAGUUUACUUACUAGUGGAAAUGUAAAAAACAGUCUCUUCUAGUUUUUAUAUUUUUUUUGGUCAAAUGAAUAAAAAAGAUCUCCAUUGUGAAAAUGGAAAAUAUUUGGGGUAACAAGAAUCACAGUUGUAUUAUCU